This is a messenger RNA of Actinia tenebrosa (Australian red waratah sea anemone), 2790 nucleotides long. Its product is annotated as putative G protein-coupled receptor No18. Gene Ontology annotation, molecular function: G protein-coupled receptor activity. Lineage: Eukaryota; Metazoa; Cnidaria; Anthozoa; Actiniaria; Actiniidae. The record is from RefSeq and is a predicted model, not a curated record. Gene Ontology annotation, biological process: adenylate cyclase-activating adrenergic receptor signaling pathway; positive regulation of MAPK cascade. Gene Ontology annotation, cellular component: plasma membrane.
UGUGCAUGUGUUUUGUUUUGAAAUCAUUUUUUUAGACUUCAAUUAAGGAGUUCUUAAUGAAAAGAAGACGAAAUUAAAGCCAAAGUUGAAGUGUAAAGACAGCCUCUUUGUUUUAACUAAGCCGUCAAACCACUCCGUAACUCCUUUAUAAUUACUAUUCAAUGUGUCAAUGAAAAAAGAUUUGGAUGUCGCAUUUUGUCUCAUUUAAAUGUUUGCCAAGAAAAGAUGCGAAUAUUCUCCAACGCCUCUGGCAACGGUUGCAGAUGCUAUUGAUGUCUUUCCGAGAAUACGUCAAAAGGGAGGUGUCUUCACUUACAGAAAGAUAGCGAAUACUGAACAUGAUUGAUUUACGACAUUUUUAUUCUCAUUUGAAACUGCUUGUGAAGUAGGCUGGUUUAUUUAUUGUACCUGGUAAGACUUGGCAAUAAAUCUUUAAUUGAACAAUUUGAAGAGGAAUGAGGUCAAAACCUAUUAUCAACGGAGACCAUCUAACGUCCAUCAAAGGAGCAGUGGAAAUUCUUCUUUAAAUCUCAUUAUUUUCGGAGGAAAUGCAAGUAACUUAAGAGCAAUUGAAGGGUGUUUUUAUCUGCUCUGGAGUCGACAAUCUAACCAAGAUUUCCUGAAAACAAGACACUUAGUUCCACGGGCUACUGUGUACCUUCACUGACACGGAACUGUACAACUGAACAAACUCCCGCAUCAGAACAGAAGACUCUGUUUGCUCUUGAAUGAGAUCUCAGAACACUUCCACGUUGGCAGUUCACCACUGGAGAAAAAUUAUCGUAUUUUUGAUGAAGCAAGACUUUGCCAAUUKUCUUCACUGCCAAGAAUAAAAAGGAUCAAAAAAGUUCUGAGUGCAAAGAAAAUUAUGACCGAGUUUCCUUGCUUUCGGGAAUAAAUCACCUGAUUCUAUUCUUGUCACUUUGAAACAUUAGCCUCGUUUGACUCGAGGCAGUUUCACACGUUUUUUUCACACGUUUUUUUCAAUCCACCUAACGACCAUAAUUCUUCUUUCCUAUUCAACAUGAACCAAACAAAUGGUAGUGGUUGGGAUAGCUUGGACUCAUGGUCAGCUCCAGAUUUUGUUCCAGUCAUCGUUACUCUUCAAAUUAUUAUCAUAAUAGCUGCUGUCACUGGUAACCUAUUGGUGUGCGUGGCAAUUUGUGUUAACGAACCACUCCGUAAAACAGCUGCAAACUAUUUUAUUUUUUCACUCGCAGUUUCAGAUAUUCUAACAGCGACUCUCUCAAUGCCUUUUGAUGUUGAGCAGUACCUAAAGAACUGGCGUUGGGACCAUGGUCCAUUUAUUUGUAACUUAUGGACAACAGUUUAUUUGAUUACAGUUCCAACAUCGAUCUUGAGUCUGUUGGCCAUCAGCAUCGAUAGAUACAAGGCUAUAAGUGACCCGCUCAAUAAGUUCAGGCGAACUCGUUUCAUGACUCGUAAGCGUGCUUCGUGUGUGGUCGCAGGGCUGUGGACGUACUCGAUUGUCUUCGCUUUAAUCCCAAAAAUGGGCUGGAAUCUCCCACCAGAACAGGUGAAUGUCGAAAACCAAUGCAUUUUCGACACACCGAUAGAGUAUUCUGCCCUUAACUCUUGCAUGAACUUUUAUCUACCCCUCUUCGUGAUGUGCGUGAUUUACUUUCGCAUUUAUAUCAUUGCCAACAAAAUGAAUAGCGUCCUUGAUGAACAAACGAGGCAAUCUUUUAGAGGGAAUCACAGCAAUGCAAGCGAAAACUCGGAAAUACAUUUAGCGUCCACUCGGGCUCCAUCUCCCUCGUCUUCGUCCGUCAACGGAGGGGGUAAUAAACUGUUAACGCACGCUAACAAAUCUCCGGAUAUUUGCCAGAUAAAGACAAUAAAACGACAACGGAAGAAGCUAAACCGCAGCAUCAAAACUGCCAAAAGUAUAUUAAUUAUUGUCUGCGCUUUCUUCUUCUGUUGGAUUCCAUACACUACGAUCAGCGUCGUAGGACUAUUUUGUAAAAGUUGCUAUGGAACUAUACCUUCCGGAGUCUAUUCAUUUCUCCUGGUCAUGGGUUACCUUAACUYUGCUCUAAACCCUCCAUUAUAUUCAUUCCACAAUCCUAAAUUCAAAGAAGCGUUUCGGAAAAUUCUGCGAUUUCUAGUUAUUCGAAGGGCACCGAUUCACUCUGCUAUCAACUCGAGCUACUCUGCGCCAUCGGAUGGAGGGUCAAAGAAAAGUAGUCGCGUAUUUCACAGCAGUAGAAGAAGCACUGGACUCUUGAUUCGCCAAAAGAAUGAAAUUCAAGUUUGAAAAUUUAAUUCGUUUCCAAGCACAAUGGAUUGAAUUUGACUUUAUUAUACUAAGUACUGUAGGACUCAUAAAGAAUAUUCAUGUGCUUUAGUUGUUUGUUUAGUGAUUAGUCAUUUCGAGGUUGAGUAAGAGCCUGGRUCAAUUUGGCAUUGCAGUGCAUUUUGGGGCUGUUUUAGGGGCCGCCAUCUUGGAAAUAUGUCCCCAAAACAGUCCAGCAAUGCAUUGCAAUGCCAAGUCGCCAAAGUGUUUUCUCAACCUCGGAAUGGCUAAAAUGAAGAAGCGGAAAUAUUCCUGGCAUGCAAAGUAAAACAUGGUAAAAGCUGAAUAUGUUUCUUUUGGCCAAAAGUUUAGAAACGAAAAGAAUGACUAGAAGUUUUAAAAAAAAGAUAUUUCGGACGAUAUCCAUCGUUCAUCAUCAGUUUAAUGGCUCUCUAUCGGUAAAAGCUGUAGAGCAUACUAAAAUGGUAACAUUAAAGCAUAGUAAACACGGUACAAUAAAACAUGGUAAAACA